This is a messenger RNA of Marasmius oreades (fairy-ring Marasmius), 814 nucleotides long. RefSeq lists its product as uncharacterized. The record is from RefSeq and is a predicted model, not a curated record. NCBI's taxonomy places the organism in Eukaryota, Fungi, Basidiomycota, Agaricomycetes, Agaricales, Marasmiaceae. Gene Ontology annotation, biological process: response to salt stress; response to hydrogen peroxide; response to heat. Bases 285 to 728 code for a protein of 147 amino acids. The transcript has 4 exons.
CCGUGCCGUUAAAAACCAACCCCCACCACCGUCGCAAUGUCCUCAUGAAACUUCUAUAGCUGUCGUUCAGCUAUUCUCUCGGUCGAUCCCCUGUUGACACAUUCUUGCUGGGAGCACGCCAGGCCGGCCGGCUAUACUCACUUCUCAGGACAAGGUUCUCGAAUGUGCUCGAUUUCCGAAUCCUGAAGUCUUGAAGAAUGUUCUAGACGAUCCUGAAGCCUAUAAAACGAGCAUAUUCGUUGACGGAGCUCUUCAGCAUUUUACAACCACAACCUACCAUUACGAUGUCUGUCUACCACUACGAACCCUUCUACAAUUUCGAUCGCUUCUUCACUGAAGUUUUUUCGCGCCUUGGUGAUAGCAAUGCCGAGGGUAGCGUAGUCAAGUCCGUCAAGCCAAGGAUGGACCUUCACGAGAAUGCAGAAAAGAACGUCGUAACAGCUACAUUCGAGCUGCCCGGCCUCACGAAGGACGGCGUUCAGAUUGACCUUCACGAUAACCGCUUAACCGUCUCAGGAGAGACCAAGACCUCGGAGGAACGUGAAGAGAGAGGAUAUGCUGUUCGCGAGAGGAGCUCUGGGAAAUUCUUCCGGACCUUACAGCUGCCAGCAGGCGUGAAGGAAGAGGAAAUCAAGGCGUCCAUGGAGAACGGUGUACUCACUGUGACAUUCCCUAAGACGGGCAAGGAGGCCGAGCGCAAGAAAAUUGCGAUUUCUUCGCGACUGUAACGGCGGCGGCGCAGUGUAUCUGUUUCUGUGCUCUAUUGUAAAGUAGUGUAGUUAUCAAAUAAUCAAUUUUCGUGAAGAAGCUUUUA